Messenger RNA from Chrysochloris asiatica (Cape golden mole), 727 nucleotides. It is a transcript of the gene FKBP11, whose product is annotated as FK506 binding protein 11, 19 kDa. The record is from RefSeq and is a predicted model, not a curated record. Gene Ontology annotation, molecular function: peptidyl-prolyl cis-trans isomerase activity. The coding region runs from base 28 to 705 and encodes 225 amino acids. NCBI's taxonomy places the organism in Eukaryota, Metazoa, Chordata, Mammalia, Afrosoricida, Chrysochloridae. Gene Ontology annotation, biological process: protein peptidyl-prolyl isomerization. The transcript has 6 exons.
CGCCCCGUCCCGUCCAGUCUGGCCUGGAUGAUUGAAGGAACAGGUCUUAGUCGCCGCCAGCUGAACAGCCUGUCCUGGUGCCCACCCCGGCGCCCUGUCCCGCAUCGAGUCAUGACCCUGCGCCCCUCACUGCUGCUCCAGCUGCUGCUGCUCAUUGGGGCGAUGUGCCGGACAGAGGCUGGGGUUGAAACCGAAAGUCCUGUCCGGACCCUCCAAGUGGAGACCCUGGUGGAGCCCCCAGAACCAUGCGCGGAGCCUGCUGCCUACGGAGACACGCUUCACAUCCACUACACGGGCAGCUUGGUAGAUGGACGCAUAAUUGACACCUCUUUGACCCGUGAUCCUUUGGUGAUAGAACUUGGCCAAAAGCAGGUGAUCCCAGGGUUGGAGCAGAGCCUUCUAGACAUGUGUGUGGGAGAGAAGCGAAGGGCAAUCAUUCCUUCUCACUUGGCCUAUGGAAAACGGGGAUUUCCACCAUCCAUCCCAGCGGAUGCAGUGCUGCAGUUUGAUGUGGAGCUGAUUGCACUGGUCCGAGCCAAUUACUGGCAAAAGCUUGUGAAGGGCAUUUUACCUCUGGUAGGCAUAGCCAUGGUGCCAGCUCUUCUGGGCCUCAUUGGCUAUCACCUAUACAAAAAGGCCAACAGACCCAAAGUCUCCAAAAAGAAGCUCAAGGAAGAAAAACGAAACAAGAGCAAAAAGAAAUAAUAAAUAAUAAUAAUAAAACAAC